Molecule: messenger RNA, 1893 nt
Organism: Mesorhabditis belari
Lineage: Eukaryota; Metazoa; Nematoda; Chromadorea; Rhabditida; Rhabditidae
Source: the annotation of a GenBank genome assembly
AUGAGCCUUCUAUUUCUCCUCUUCACUCUUCAAACAAUUACCGCGUUGAAUCGAGAAGAGAAAUUCGCCAAUCCGCCGACAAAUUAUGAGAAACACCUCGUUUUUCGCAUUUUCCCCAACACCAGCCAACAACUUGACGCUCUCAACAGACUUUAUAUGAAAUCGCACGAGUACGAGUUGGACUUCUGGAAAUCGGCCACCGGUUUUCACCAAUUCGCGGACAUAAUGGUGAAAGAAAGUCGAGCAAUGUUUCUUGCGAAAACGUUGAAUCAAACGGGAGCCAAUUGGAAGAUUACCAUUCCCGAUGUGCAGAAAUUGAUCAUUGAACGAGAGGCCCCAAAACAGUCCUCAUGGCUUUCCCGUUUUGGUGAAAGCAAUCAACUCUUCAAGGCAAUCUUCAAAAGGUUCAAAGAUGACUCUGGGCUAAAGGCAAAGUACGGUUUUGGUGACUAUCAUAGCUACGAGACGAUCAUGAAAUAUCUGGAUGAUGUCGAGAGGGGAUAUCCAAACAUUGCGAAGACUUUCAUCGCUGGGAAAUCGGCUGAGGGAAGACCAUUGAAGGGGAUCAAGAUCGGUAACCCAAUCUCCUCCACAGACAAACGUGUGAUUUGGAUUGAUGGCGGGAUCCACGCAAGAGAAUGGGCAGCCGUUCACACAGCACUCUGGUUCAUUCAUCAGCUAAUCUCCACGUAUGAAAUCGACUCCACAACGCGUUCUUUCAUCGACUCGCUUUCUUUCUACAUCCUUCCACUCGCGAAUCCGGAUGGCUACGAGUUUUCGCGUGACGACAUCACUCCAUUGCAUCGUUUAUGGCGAAAGAAUCGCGGGGAUAUUCGGUGUAAACUCGAUUUGCGAUGGUUUCGCGAGCGCUGCUGUGGAGGCGUGGAUUUGAAUAGGAAUUUCGAUUUCCAUUGGGCUGAAACUGGCUCCUCAACCGAGCGAUGCUCUGAAGUUUUUCAAGGUGACACUGCUUUUAGUGAACCAGAAUCACGAGCCAUCCGCGACAUGCUGAUGUCACCAGAAUUGCACGGGAAAACAGACGCUUUCAUCACAUUGCACACGUAUGCACAGAUGUGGAUCCAUCCCUACAGUAAUCAGGAGAGAACCUAUCCAGAGGAUGUGCAAGAUUUGCGAGAAGUCGGUUUAAACGGAGUCGCAGCGUUGGAAAAAGACUAUGGAACGGCGUAUCGUUUUGGAACUGGAGCCGAUAUUUUGUACCCGUCAUCGGGCGGAUCGGACGACUGGGCGAAGGGAGUGGCCAAAGUGAAAUACGUUUACUUGUUGGAGUUGCGACCAGCUGAUGAAGUUUGGGACGGUUUCCUCCUCGAUCCACGUCAAUUGAUCCCUACCGGAAAAGAGACAUGGGAUGGGAUUAAGGUCGUCGUUCAAGCAGUACUCGAUCGCGCAAGAGCCAACAGACCUGAGCUUUCCCCAUCGAUCAUCACAACAACAACCACUCCACCGCCAACAACGACAACUGUACCAUGGUGGAAAACGAGCACAACACAAAAGACAACAACGAGAAGAGUGAUUCUCGAGUUGCCAAUGAGAGUCGUCGAGGGAGGACAGGAUGGGCAAAGACGACUCCCGAUUUUCUUGUCGAAAGCACAGAAUAUGUUGAGAUUUACCCCUCGUCCAGUAGCCGUUGAUCAAUCGAUUGGAAACCUUCAACAAUGCGUUGAUCGUUCGCCGUGGUGCUCGGCGUGGUUACAAGGGAAUCCCGAUGUUUGUAGGAUCUCUUCCAUCUACAUGCGUCGUGAUUGCUCGCGAAGUUGUGGCUUUUGUCGAGCUCGUCAAAUUCGUUUUAUUCCAAAAGCACACGGACUCUCGAGUCGAGUUGUUCAGGGCGACUCUCACUCAACUCUUCACUCAUCCCUCUCCACCGAAAGAAAA